UCAAGAUGCAGUGAAGACUUGCAAGUGUGACAAAACAGAUAGCACUGUACAGUGUGCCUGUGCGUCUCAAGAUAAAGCACGUAAACAGGAAAUGGACAAAGAAGCAGCAAGUGCCAUUUUAACUAAAGUAAAGACUGCUAUUUCUAGUGAAGACUGUCCAUAUAACAGUGUAGAAGGUCUGUUUCAGGGCCUGGGUAUCAGUCAGGAACUAUUUGAGAUGGCAUAUAAACAAUUUAGUCGAAAUACACAUGUUGUUUUGAAAAGGGAAGUUAAUGAAAUCUGGAUUAAUCAGUAUAGCAAGUUGCUGUUAAAAGCUUGAAAUGCUAAUCUUGAUAUCCAGUAUUGCGUCGAUGCUUAUGCAUGCUGUGUAUACAUAAUAUCUUACAUGUCUAAAAGUGAACGGGAAAUUGGCCUUCUGCUUGCUAAUUCUCAAAGAGAAGCAGCCAAAGAUGGUAAUCUUAGUGCUAAAGAGGCCUUGAAGAGUCUUGGUAAUGUUUACCUUCAUAAUCGGGAUGUUUGUGCUCAGGAAGCAGUCUACAGGCUAACUAACAUGCAUCUAAAGGAGUGUUCUAGGAAAGUUGUGUUUGUUCCCACUGGUGAUAAUAUAGUGAAAAUGAGUUUGCCCAUUUCUGUUUUGAGGCAAAAAGCAGCAUCACAGGAUCUUACUUCAAAUGACAUGUGGAUGACCGGAUUAGUUGAUCGUUAUAAGAGGAGGCCAAAUGAUGAUGUGUUCAAUGAUAUGUGCCUGGCUACGUUUGCAUCAGAAUAUCGUGUUUUGAGUAAAAACAAAAAAAGUAAAAAUCCUAUAAAGUUAAGUAAUGAUUUAGGAUUUGUUACAAAACGUACUCAGACUAAACCAGCGGUUGUUCGUUACGCGCGUUUCUCUGAAACCAAAGACUCAGAGAAAUUUUAUCAAAGCAUGUUGCAGUUGUUUUUGCCGUAUCACCAUGAUAGUGAACUUAAGCUUAACUGUGAAACCUUUGAGGAAUUUUACAGAACUGGUUUAAUUAGAUUUUUUGAUAGAACAAACCACUCGGUAAAAGCUGUUGUACAUUUAAAUCGGGGUAAAUUUGAGUUAGAAUCUGAUCAUUUGGAUGCUGUGAAUAAUAUAGUUGGUGAUGUAAUGUUAGAAGAUGCAUGGUGUGAGUUGUGUCCGGCAGUUGAAAUGGAACGUUUGGAGCGUGUUGAAAUACUGAAAGAAUCAGAACCAACAGUAAGUGACGAGGCAGAAGUAAUCCCAGAUUUGGCUCCAUGUUCAAACCAAACUGCACAUCUAGAGAAGAGAAACACGAUGAGGUGAAGGUCUGGCAUUGAUUAGGUCUUUAAAUGAUAAACAGUUUUCUGUUUUUAAUCAAAUCAGGCAGUGGUGUGUAGAUAAAGUUAAUGGUAAUAACCCUGAACCACUGCAUGUUUUUGUAACAGGCGGGGCGGGCGUUGGGAAAAGUCAUUUAAUUCGAGCAAUAGAGUAUGAAACAGAGAUUACUGCCACCAACCUGUAGACAUCCUGAUAAUGCAUGUGUAGUAUUGACAGCUCCUACUGGGAUUGCAGCAUAUAAUUUAGGUGCAACAAUAAUCCACACUACACUGUCUAUAGUAAAGGAUGUACGCUUACCGUACACUCCUCUGGGUGAAGAAAAACUAUACACUCCUCUGGGUGAAGAAAAACUAAAUUCUUUACG
Molecule: messenger RNA, 1679 nt
Organism: Nothobranchius furzeri (turquoise killifish)
Lineage: Eukaryota; Metazoa; Chordata; Actinopteri; Cyprinodontiformes; Nothobranchiidae
Source: RefSeq, a predicted model, not a curated record